AUGGGACAUGGUGGAGAGAUGUCCUUGUAUUUCACGCCAGGUAGCUUCUCAUCGUUCACUAGACUGUCUAAGAAUUCGUCGGAGCAAUUCUCAAGGAUUCUGAUCAGUUUGGAGACUUGUCAAGUUGUUGUCAACAAACACCUAACCUCAAACUUGAAAACGCUAAAAUCCAAAUUUGAGAUGAAAAGUUGA
Acanthoscelides obtectus is the source of this 192-nucleotide messenger RNA. NCBI's taxonomy places the organism in Eukaryota, Metazoa, Arthropoda, Insecta, Coleoptera, Chrysomelidae. The record is from the annotation of a GenBank genome assembly.